GACAUGACAGCCAUCCAGCUCACUCAGGACAGCAUCAACAAAUAAACAUUAAGACAAGCAAAAAAGAAAGAAUUCAUGUGAAUUCAUUUGUUUGAUUUACUUGUGAUAAGAAUAAAUAAUUAGAACAUCGCUAUGGCGUCUCAUUUAAGCACAAAAGAUCGUCUAUUGUCGCUGGUGGACGACAUUGAACUAAUAGCAAAAGAGAUUAUUGAGGUUUCUAUAGCACCAAAGCCUCAAAAACUAUCGGCGGCAGACUUCGCCCAGUUAACAGAUUUGCUUUUGUCUAAGGAUGUAGAGUUAAAAAAGACGUUGGAAUUAGCUGAUGAUCAGGCAAAAAUACAGCAAAAGAUGAAUGAAUUAAAAGCUGAAGUGGAUAAUAAGGAUCAAGACAUCCAUCUUCUGCAAAGGCAACUGAAGGAUGCUGAACAAAUCCUAGCCACCUCAUUAUACCAGGCGAGACAGAAGCUAGCAUCAAUUGUAAAGUCUAGGAAACGACCAGUACCUUCUGAGGAGUUGAUUAAAUUUGCACAUAGAAUCAGCGCAUCAAACGCAGUGAGUGCGCCACUAUCAUGGCAGCCAGGCGAUCCUCGUCGUCCGUAUCCCACUGACCUUGAAAUGAGACUGGGAAUGCUGGGCCGUCUCUGUGACCUACCCCGCAACGGCCACACUCCUUCCACAUUAAACGAGCUUCAUCGAAUCACCACAGGAGGAGUUCCAGCUUCAGCCACCAACCAGUUCACAUGGCACCCAUCAGGGGAGCUUCACAUGUCAGUAGGAGGGGGUAACUCCGUAUCGAUAGACGGACGCGGCAAAGAUGCGCACACGCAGGAGGACGUAGAAGUUAUGUCCACCGACUCUAGUUCGAGUUCAAGCAGUGAUUCUCAAUGAAGAGUGAACAAUACGGGGCUGGACUGUUUGUGAUGCCACCCUAGCAAAUCAUUUUUGGAGAAAUAGUGUAUAUACAACAGGAUGUGUGAUUCUCGUGUCUCCUUAGAAUAGUACUAUUCCAUUUCUUUCCCACGGAUGUCGUAAGAAGCUACUAAGAAAAGAAGCACUUACAGUAAGUAGUGCCACAACAAAAAGAGGUUGUUCCGUGUAAUAACCUUUCUCUUUUCUUGUUCGUGGAUUGCUAGGUUAUUCAUAAAUUCUUUUAAAAGACAGCGCCUUCGGACUUAUUCCGAUCAAAUUUUGAAAAGUGUAGUGAACUGUGGUUAUGAUGAAAAUGGUGAACUGAACAUUUAGUAUGUGGACAUUAUUUGUAUGAUGUGAUUUGAAAAUAUGUACUUUAUAAUAGUUUUGCUUACCACCUAAUGUAUUUUAUAAAAAUGUAAGCAUUAAAACAAUAAAUAUAUCUUUAUUAAAACGGUAAAGAUCUGA
Amyelois transitella is the source of this 1377-nucleotide messenger RNA. RefSeq names its product mediator of RNA polymerase II transcription subunit 4 (gene MED4). NCBI's taxonomy places the organism in Eukaryota, Metazoa, Arthropoda, Insecta, Lepidoptera, Pyralidae. Gene Ontology annotation, molecular function: transcription coregulator activity. The record is from RefSeq and is a predicted model, not a curated record. The coding region runs from base 133 to 888 and encodes 251 amino acids. The transcript has 5 exons. Gene Ontology annotation, cellular component: core mediator complex; mediator complex. Gene Ontology annotation, biological process: regulation of transcription by RNA polymerase II.